UAGCAGUUAGCUCAUAAAUUUACAAAGUAUACUGAAUAGUGUAUAAUCGUUUAAUACAUUUCAAACUUUGAAUUUCGAAAUUCCGACUCGAUUAUACAUUUAUUGAUCAAUACUGAAACUCAACAAACAAAAUCAACUCUACUUUAAUUAUUAUAUAAAAUCUAUUCUAUUCGGUCCAAGCAAAUAAAAUGAAAUACUUAUUGGAAACGGUAAUAUGGUUAUUACUUCUAUUAAAAUCUACAGACCAAUCAGAUUUGAAUAUUGCAAUAAUCGGUGGUGGCAUAGGUGGAACAUCUUGUGCAUAUUUUUUAAAAGAAAUAUUUAAGGAUUUAGUUAAUUUAGAUAUAUAUGAGGGCAAUAAGGUUGGUGGAAGAUUAGCCACAGUAAUUAUGAGCGAUGGAAAUGAAUAUGAGACUGGUGGAUCAGUCAUUCACCAAAGAAACAAAUAUAUGUCUGAUUUUGUAAGUUACUUAGGACUUCAAAAACGUAAGUCAGUAUUUAAAAAUGAACGACUUGGUUUACACAAUGGAAAAGAUUUUGAUUUUAUAGAGAAUGACAACUAUUAUAUAAAUUUGAUGAAUAUUUUAUGGCGAUAUGGUUACAGCAUUAAACGUUUGCAGGAAUUUAUUAAUAGCAUGCUUGACAAGUUUGAAAGAAUUUAUGAACUACAGACCAAGGGUCUAAGUUAUGAUUCAACAUAUGACUUACUAACAGCAAUGGAUCCUUCAUUUGUCAAUUAUCUUAAUAUUUCAGUGAGGGAUGCAUACUUGAAAGAGGAACAUUUUUCUGAGUCUUUAAUCACUGAACUUGUACAGGCAUCCCUUAGAGUAAAUUAUGGACAAAAUACCAAUGUUCAUGAAUUUGUUGGAUCAGUUUCUAUGGCAGGAAUGGAUGGAUCAUUAUGGUCAGUAAAAGGAGGUAAUAAAAGAGUUGUAGAAAAACUACUUGAAAAAUCCAAAGCACAUUUGGUACCGGAAUAUGUGGUCCAAAUAACUAAAAACAAUGAUUCAUAUACACUAUUAACUAAUUUUAAAAAAAAGGCAACUUACGAUUAUGUUGUGUUUGCUGCACCUCUUGCAGAAAAUCAGAAAGUACCAAUCACUUUUUCAAACAUGCCAUUAGCAUUAAAUAAAGUCGGUAAAUACCACCAAACAGUAAGUACAUUGGUUGUUGGUGAGAUGAAAAGAACACAAUUUUCAUCUAUUUCUGAUGAUUUGUUACCAAUUACUAUUAUAUCAAACAAUGAAAAUGAGUUUUUCAAUUCAAUCAGUAAUGUUGAAGGAGUCAAUGAAACCGGAAGUUUAAAUGUUUGGAAAAUAUUUUCUCAACAUCCACUAUCUAACAAUCAGAUAGACCAUUUAUUUGAAAAUGUUAGUGAUGUUAAAGUUGUAGAUUGGUUGGCAUAUCCUCAUUAUAAAGUUCCAACCGAAUCACAGAGUUUUCACAUAGCUGAUCGGCUUUACCACAUUAAUGCCAUAGAGUGGGCAGCAAGUGCCAUGGAAAUGAGUUGUAUUGGUGCAAAGAAUGUAGCACUGUUAAUCAAGAAACACUUUUAUAGCAAUGAACUAAAUGAAACAACUAAAUGGUCUCAUAUGGAACUAUAAUGAAUUUUAAGGCUAAUAUAAUGUCAACAACAAAAAAUAUGUUAUGUAUUUAAAUAAAACAUAAAUUAUAAGUGUAAAAUAUACAAAAGAUUUCAGAUUAAGAAACCUAAAAUUAAAUACUAAUAGUGUGGUUUCAAUGUACAAUAUUUAUAUAAAUUUAUAAUGAUAAGA
Molecule: messenger RNA, 1775 nt
Organism: Aphis gossypii (cotton aphid)
Lineage: Eukaryota; Metazoa; Arthropoda; Insecta; Hemiptera; Aphididae
Product: prenylcysteine oxidase 1-like
Exons: 6
Coding region: 189-1604 (471 amino acids)
Biological process (GO): prenylcysteine catabolic process; prenylated protein catabolic process
Molecular function (GO): prenylcysteine oxidase activity
Source: RefSeq, a predicted model, not a curated record